AUGUCCUCAGCGCUAGAGGAGUAUUAUGCAACAAAUUACUCGAAAUGCAAUCUAUCCUAUAAUUAUCUUGCCACGUGGCAGGCAGUUGCCUAUCCGUUACACUCUUCUCAAUUGAUUACCUUGCCUUUCCAAAUAACGGCAUUCUACAUUAUUUUUACCAAAACUACGGUUAGAAUGAAACCGAUGCAACUGCCACUGUUCCUGAAUCACUUGUUCUGUGCAUUAUUCGAUUUCUGUUUAUGCACACUUUCAAGCUUGUUCGUUUUUCAGCCAAUGAUGGCGUUUGCAGGCGUCGGACUGCUUAGUUGGAUUGGAAUAUCAUUUAUUUAUUAGGCAAUUGUUGGAGGAUUAGCGUGUGUUGGUGUUGUUGGUUCCUAUGUUUUCUUAUUCGAAAGCCGUAGUAGCUCGUUACUUCAAAAUCGAUUCCGAAUAUCUCGCAAAAUCUCUCGUCUGAUCUACUACACGUAUUUCGUUGCUCCCUUCAUGGUUGCACUCGUAGCAUUAAUCAUAAUUGCAAAGGAAACAGAUGCGGCUAAAUUGCGAGAUCUGCAAAUUUACCCAUGUCCAACGCGAGAGUUUUUUAUAUAUUCAGUUUGUGUCUUUGAGGGUCCACCAGAUGUCAUAUUUCUUGUUUUUAUCUCCUUGUUGCUACAUUUAACUGGAAAUUCAAUAUUUCAUGUCGCCUGUCUAGUAUAUUACCUUCAUGUCUCUCCCUCACGCAUUAUCUCAAAGAAUAAUCGAAAAGAUCAGAAAGUUUUUUUAUACAGUAUUACGGUACAGCUCUCAGUACCAGUUUUAAUGGCAAUUUUUCCAACAACGACCGUCUUGUUUGCAUCACAACUGGGAUAUUAUCGUCAAGAAUGGAUGAACUUGGCCAUCGACUGCGUUGGAUGUCACGGUCUCGCUGAGAGCCUUGCAAUCAUGUUGGUGCACAAACCGUAUCGAGAAGCUAUUCGAAAGUAUUUCAAGAAAAAUAAUUCAAUUGUCAUCCGCAGAAGUGGAGAGCUCACAUAA
Caenorhabditis elegans is the source of this 1014-nucleotide messenger RNA. NCBI's taxonomy places the organism in Eukaryota, Metazoa, Nematoda, Chromadorea, Rhabditida, Rhabditidae. The record is from the annotation of a RefSeq genome assembly.